Messenger RNA from Pollicipes pollicipes, 732 nucleotides. Its product is annotated as abnormal spindle-like microcephaly-associated protein homolog. Gene Ontology annotation, molecular function: calmodulin binding. Gene Ontology annotation, cellular component: spindle pole. The coding region runs from base 64 to 732 and encodes 222 amino acids. The transcript has 5 exons. NCBI's taxonomy places the organism in Eukaryota, Metazoa, Arthropoda, Thecostraca, Pollicipedomorpha, Pollicipedidae. The record is from RefSeq and is a predicted model, not a curated record. Gene Ontology annotation, biological process: spindle organization; mitotic cell cycle; establishment of meiotic spindle localization.
GCCGCGUGCACGUUGGCCGGCCGCACGUGCGAGUCGCUGGCCUUCCUGCUGCGCUGUGCCGACAUGGGCCGGCUGCUGCUGGCGCUGCAGCACCUGGAGACAACCACGCGGCUGUCGGCCGCCUGCAGCCGGCUAGUGGCGCAGGAGCACGCCGUGCCGGUGCUGUACACGCUGAUUCGGCAGUGUAACCGCUCCGUGCCGCACAUCACGGCCGUGGAGCUCUGUCUGAGCGUGCUGCUCAACCUGGCCCGGCACCCGGACACGGCCGACGCCGUCCACCAGGUGGACAACUGGCUGAUGACGCUGCUCGACAAGAUGGCCGUCUUCCGCGAGAAGGGGCCGGGCAUUGUGACGCGCGCCGGCUCGCUGCUGGUCUCCAUCGUCCAGAGCCCGUCGCUGGCGCAGAUGGUGCGGGACGAUGCCAAAGCCGUGCAGCAGCUCCGCUCCCUGCGCGCGCUGAUGGUGCGGAGGCAGCAGCCGCAGCAGCGUUCUACAGGAUUUGAGGACAUCGCGAAGGUGCUGGUGGAGCUGCAGAUGCUCGUAGUGCUGGAGGUGUUGGUAGUGAUGGAGGUGCUGGUGGUGCUGGAUAUUCUGAUCAUACUGGAGGUGUUGGUAGUGAUGGAGGUGCUGGUAGUAGUGGAAACGUUGAUGGUGCUAGAUGACAUGGAGGCUCUGGAGGUGCUAGUGAUGCAGGAGGUACUGAUGGCGCUGGUGGUGGUGCUGGUUGUGUGA